Molecule: messenger RNA, 396 nt
Organism: Haemonchus placei
Lineage: Eukaryota; Metazoa; Nematoda; Chromadorea; Rhabditida; Trichostrongylidae
Source: the annotation of a GenBank genome assembly
AUGCUUCAGGAAAGCGAAGUAUUCCGAGAAAUCGAGCUGGGAGUGUUUUUGCAGUUCCGAUAUAAAGCAGGGCUCAUGGCUAACUCCCUAGAGAUUCAUAUCCUCGAUGAGACACGAUAUGAAAGUGUACUCGGUACGGAUCCCAGUACACAGCUACCAUAUAUGCAAGGAAGUGUUGAGAUCACUCGACAAGAAGUUGAAAUCGGUUCAAGUCAUCUAGAAGAUUUCGCCUGUCAAUGUUAUGCUUCGGGAGCUAGCGACUCCCAUGUCGUUCGAUCAGACCCGGCCCAUGUACGGAUCGCAUGCGGAUCAAUUUUGAGGGUCCAGGGACUGAAGAAGUGGGUGGAAAUUAGCGUUGAUGAACAGACAGUCAGGACCGGUUUCUGCAAAUUCUGA